This is a messenger RNA of Fomitiporia mediterranea MF3/22, 267 nucleotides long. RefSeq lists its product as uncharacterized. The record is from RefSeq and is a predicted model, not a curated record. The annotation marks the transcript as partial. The transcript has a single exon. NCBI's taxonomy places the organism in Eukaryota, Fungi, Basidiomycota, Agaricomycetes, Hymenochaetales, Hymenochaetaceae.
GCAAUCCGGUUGUACGUUCCGCAGCGAUACAUGGUCCUUACGAGCGUGUGCGGCCUGACUGGCCUUUCGCUUGGUUUGUUACGUGGAGGGCGACAAGAAGGGAUGCGGUUCCUUGCGGAGAACGCGCAUCGUGCGCCGACGACGAUGCGGGGGUGGUAUUUAUACAAGAAAACGAAGAAUUAUCGAAUGAUGUGGGGUGGCCUGAGAGAGGGCGGGCGAGAAGCUGUGAAGCUUGGGGUUGUUGGACUGGCGUUCGCAGCUGCUGAG